Aaosphaeria arxii CBS 175.79 is the source of this 1341-nucleotide messenger RNA. RefSeq lists its product as uncharacterized. The record is from RefSeq and is a predicted model, not a curated record. The transcript is spliced from 5 exons. Lineage: Eukaryota; Fungi; Ascomycota; Dothideomycetes; Pleosporales. Bases 1 to 1341 code for a protein of 446 amino acids.
AUGAGCAGCAGCAGCAGCAGUCAUGUCAUACCGCCGCCGUACAAGAUCUCCGGCGACGACAAGCGGGGACUCGUGGUGGUGACGACGGCGACAGUACUCUCCUUCGUGUGGACCUGUCUCGUGAUACGGGUGUGGUUGAGGUGGAAGUUGAGAGAAUGGCGAUCGGAUGACUAUUUCCUUGCCGCCGCUACGGUGUUUAACACAAUACAAUCAGGACUUGUGUUCCGCGUCGCGGAUGCAGGACUCGGACUCACGAAAGACGAGGUGGACGCCGACCAUCUGCGCAGGAUCAGCAAGCUCGACCUCGCCUCCCAAAUCCUCUAUGUAAUCACGCUCUUCCUCUCGAAAGGCGCAGUCCUCUUCCUGUACCUCCGCCUCUCGCCCGGGAAGAGCCACUCCAUCGCAUCGUGGGCGACGCUCGGUGUGUGCGGCGCAUGGUGCAUCAUCGGCGUCGUCCUGGUCGUCGUGCCCUGCAACGCCGAGGUGCUGUGGCAGAAGGGCUUCGACAGCUGCAGUAGCAUGUUCCCCCGCUGGCAAGCCAUAACCGCCAUCGACGUCCUCACCGAACUCGCCAUCUUCAUCAUCCCCCUCCCCCUCCUCAUCCCCUUAAAAAUGAACCUCACCUCCAAACUCCUCGUCCUCCUCGCCUUCUCCGCGCGCAUCCCCGUCCUCGCCGCCUCCCUGACACGCCUACACUACAUCGGCGCGCUCCUCUCGUCCCCCGACCCGACGCUCCAGGCGGCCUACAGCGUCGUGUGCACGCAGUGGCAGGUGGGCUAUGCGAUCAUGUCGACGACGAUUAGUGGGCUGGGCCCGUUCCUGAGGCCGUUUAGUAGGAAGCUUGGGGUGGGGAGCUCGCCGUAUGGGGGGAGUAGUGGGUAUCGACGGAACGGGGGGACCGGAGGGUAUGCGAGUGGUGGGGGGAGUGGGGUUAGGAGCCAUAAUGGGGGACAUGAGGGGAGUACUGGUGGAGGAGGUGGUGGGGUGGGCGAUUCGUAUCAGAUGAAUAAGUUGAGGGCGCGGAGGAAGGUUUCGAGUGGGUAUAUGGGGGGUGGGAAUGAGGAGGGGGAGGUGGUGACGGGGAAGGAUGGAGGGGUGAGGGCGUUUGUGACGGAGAGGGCGGUGGGUGGCACGGGGACGGCGAGGAGUAAGUUGAAUUUGAGGCCCGAUUGCGAGGAGGUGGAGAGGAAUACGAAUGUCAUUGGGGGGGAGGGUUCGUCGGAGAGAGACGACGCGGAUACGUUGAGCUUGGCUAGCGAGUCCAGUCGCAAGAUGAUCAUCACGAAGAGGACAGAGGUCAUGGUCGAGACGGAUCGCGCGAGUGCCGUGGUUAGAGAUUAG